Molecule: messenger RNA, 5116 nt
Organism: Salarias fasciatus (jewelled blenny)
Lineage: Eukaryota; Metazoa; Chordata; Actinopteri; Blenniiformes; Blenniidae
Gene: dact1
Product: dishevelled-binding antagonist of beta-catenin 1
Exons: 4
Coding region: 328-2778 (816 amino acids)
Biological process (GO): negative regulation of canonical Wnt signaling pathway; regulation of Wnt signaling pathway, planar cell polarity pathway; negative regulation of JNK cascade
Cellular component (GO): cytoplasm
Source: RefSeq, a predicted model, not a curated record
GAGGAGCUGCAGCAGCCAGAACUUCUGCCCAGAUCUCCGCGGCUCCCUGCCGGACCUCGUCUCCGCUGCGGCCCCGGGGCUCGCUGGAUUCUACCCGGACCUCCUCCCUCACUGGACCCGGGACCGCCUCUCCGGAGUAACCGGAGCCGUGUCCACGCAGCAGCUCCGUUAAACCACCGGUUGAUCCGGGAGCUGCGGAGGAGGUGCUGAGCUGGACCUCCGCCUGGCCGGGACCGGGUCUUUGUUCCCGGCUCUGGGGAUCCAGGUGAGCCGCCGCGGCUGCGGACACUGAUGCGGCGGAGAGCCUGAGCCCUGACCCGGGGGGAGAUGCUGCUGUCCGGCGGCCGCUGCGGUCGGGACGGGGAUGCGGCGGAGCGGCCGCGCCCGGUCCGGGAGCGGCUGGAAGCCGCCGUGUCCGGGCUCGGGGAGCUGGAGUUCCUCCGGCAGCGGCAGGAGGAGCUGGUCCGGGCCGCACUGGAGCUCCAGGAGGCAGCGGAGGACCGGCGGAGGGAGGUGCAGCUGAGCUCCGAGGAGAAGCUGCUGGAGGAGAACAUCCUGCUGCUCCGCAGACAGCUGAACUGUCUGCGUAGGAGAGACGUUGGACUCCUCUCUCAGCUGCAGGAGUUGGACCGACAAAUCAGUGACCUGCGAUUAGACACAGAGGCGUCGCAUGACCUACCGGAAACAGACAGCCGGCCGAGUUCAGGUUUCUUCGAGCUGAGCGACGCAGCGUCUGGAUCGCUCUCCAACUCCUCCAACUCUGUUUUCAGUGAAUGUUUCUGCAUGACCAUUGACGCUGACGGACGCCUCACAACUACAGAUGAGGCGCCUGGCUGUUCGGAGUGUGACAGACUGUUCGGAGGGCUCUGGGAUGACUCCUCCUCCUCCGCCACAGUCCGACGCUCCGUCUCGGCUCCUCACCCGCCGGCCUCAGACGUCUCCUCCUCGCUGGUUUCCACUGAUGUCCAGUCCGUGUUCCACUGUGACCUGCUGUCCCGGAGCGGCGGCGAAGUGUACCGCUACCCGAGCCCGCUGCACGCUGUGGCCGUCCAGAGUCCUGCUGACUUUCUGGGCCACGGGGGUCAUGGACGACAGGAGACUGGCAACGAAGGACUCAAACCAGAAACAUCCUCCUUUGUACCUCCGAGCUCCUCCUGGCCGGCCUCCUCCUCCCCAUCUUCUUCCUCCCAGACUCCUCCUCAUAAACGACUGGAUGGCUACAUCUACAGCCUGCUGCAGCGCCGGGCCCAGCCUGUCCGGACCUGCAGACCCAGAACUAGCAUCAGCACCGACCCCUCAAAGAGCGUCCUGAGGCAGGUCGGCCUCUGCAGCCGGCAGCUGUCCAGUUCUGGAUCUGGUCCCGGUCCUAGUCCUGGGACUCUCAGAGCAUCUGAGCUCCAACCCUUCAUCGCAGCCUCCUCAUCCCCUCAGAGGCAGGUCUCUGUGGAGAGGAAGGCUGAGGAGCAGGAGACCACCAAUGUUUUACUCAGCUGUAGCGAGACGAUGCCAAGCAGCUUUCAGCUCAGCGGGUCGCCUCGUGCACUCGGUGCUAAAACCUCCUCAACAGCCACAAACCAAGAUGUUCAAAUGAACUCUCUCAGAAAACAGAGCAAAGUUGUACUUCCUCUGGGACCGGCGAUCGCUGCCACUCCGCUCAAAGAUUUCCAGGAGCUCAGCAGCGUCACUGUUGGCUACUCCCCCAAAGAAAGUAAACGACCACGUCGACCCCCUGACCAGGAGCUUCUCCUCAAACCACCUCCCCAAUCCGGUCCUCCCAAAACCCGCCCAAGGCCUCUCCACAGCACCCUGACAGAUAGCCCAUAUGUACCGGAGCAGCAGCCUGUCGCGGCGUCCAGCCUGACUCAGCACGAAGACAGGCGGAGUCGUGGGGUCAAAAACGUCUCCAUCCAUUGCAAGGUCCGAAAGAGCGGGAGCAGGAAGUCUGGCCGGUUGAGGAGUGCAGUCACACUGAAGACCGUUCAAGAGUCCGAACACAUUGAGGCCCCGCUGGUCAGAAGAGGUGAUAAAUCGCACCGCCGGGCCAAAGGGUCCCGCCUCUUGGACGACGGAGGCUCCACCCGCACCACAACUUCGAAGAGGGGCGUUUCCUCCAGAACCAAGCGCAUCGCCACGCCACAGGCAGAAAGUCAAGUGGACAGACCGAGCGUAUCUACGCCCCGCAGCGUCCGCUCAGCUGUGUCCAAGCACCAUCACCAUGGAAACCACCACCGUCGCCAUCAGCACGGCCGUGAGCCGGUCGUGGUCAUCACCAAGCUGAAACACAAACGUGACGAUUACCAGCGCUUACGCACCACCGCAGAGGUCCCGUACGACGAGGCACUGAGGCGCGCUCAACGACGUCGGAGAAAGGAAUUACCGACCGACGCAUACGCGGCGUCCUCCCCUGGCGGGCGCGUCUGCAGCCCGUAUGCUUACACCGCAGGAAGCGACUCGGAGUACUCAGCCGAGUGCGCGUCGCUCUUCCACUCCACCAUCAUGGACACCAGCGAGGACGAGACGUCCAACUACACCACCAACCGCUUUGGGGACAGCGAGUCCGGCGAGGACGCCCUCAGCACCAGCGACACCGAGGAGAGCGGAGGAGGCGGGGCUGGGGGGCCGGGCAGGGCCCGGGGGCGGGGCGGUGCAGCAGGGCAGGACGUGACGAUGACUCCAGCUCAGGCGAAGGCCUGCGUCAAGAUCAAAGCCUCCCACAACCUGAAAAAGAAGAUCCUGCGGUUCAGAUCGGGUUCGCUCAAACUCAUGACCACCGUGUGACCCUUCGUCUUUGGUCCAAGUUUUAAUAGUAAACUCUUUGAAUUUUUUGACUUCAUUACAGAACAUGACUUUUUUUCCAAACUAAACUUGGACCUGAUUGGCUGUCAUGCCAUCAUUUGAUACAGAAAAUUCUAAAAAAUAAUUUGUCACUCUGAAGUGUUUUGUUGGAAUUUGCCAUGUUUGUAAUGAUCUUUGGUUUUAUAUUUAUUAUCAUGUUUGUUUUUUAAACACUUCAGAUCUGCGAUGUUUUAAGAGCUAAUAUAUUUGCUUUGUGCGUAUAUAAGGAAAAAAAACACACGUACUAACCCCCUGACGCGCAGCUCUUUAUAUUUGUAACAGCGGUAACCAUGGUAACCCUUUAACGUGCAUGUGGAUGUUAACGUUCUUUCAGGUGAGACGGUAAAAAUGCUUUGAUACUUUAUGAAGCGUCCUGUGAUCCAAGCCACCAUUAUCAGUCCCCCACGUGAGGUGCCGGGCCCAGCAGCACCAGCUACAGGUCCUCGGUGUGUCGCCCCCUAGUGGUGCGAGUUAAGAUUACAGCAGGAGACAAAAUUCUGUCCAGAGGCAAGGUGAGACCCUCGCAUCUGCGCUAAAACUCGUUCAUCAGACCAAACUGAUCAAAUUCAAAACAAACUAAGAAGCAGUUCUACGUUGAGUUUUCCUCACGUAAACCAGAGUCGUCAAACUGGAUGCAAGGUCGUCAUCACCAUUGGUGUUUUUGCUAUCUUCUUUUAUAAUCAAAUGAGAAACUGUCUCUGCUUCCACGACGAUUCAACUCCGUGCCUACUUAUAUCUGAGGAACUAAUGCGGACUGGUGCUUCAAACGUACAACCAAAUGUUUCUGAGCUGUAAACCAAUCAGAACGCUUGAUGGUUCAGCUCAAGAUGGACCUCUAAAUCCAGGACAGGAAUACUUUAGCUUAGCUGAGCACAAACAAUAGAAGUGGAAGGGAGUUAGCACAUAUUAGCAUAUAAUCUCAUGCUGCAUUUAAUGGAGCAUCACCUAGCUGUAGGUAGCUAACUCAUCUGUUUGGUGGUUUUUGAAGUAAGUGAUGACGUUUUUAAUGUGGUUUAGUGUAGUGAUUAAUAACAAGGGAAUUUUUGUAUGUUGAAACAGAAAGCCAUUAACCUUUUUGCUUUUGUUACCGAAGGAUUUUCCUACAAUAGUUAUAUAAUGCCUAAUGCUUAUCAGUCAUUACUGAGUCGGACUGUUGUGGAAAACAAAGUUUUGCUUAUGUAGGAGCCGUUAUCAAAUAACACUUAAGAAAAGAUUCCAUUUAGAAAAUGUAGUAAUAUUAAGACAGAAAUCCAGCAGGCCCCAUUUAUAUAAAAUGAAAAUACAUCACUUUUGGGUUUUUGUUUCAGCAGAAGUUAGUGUUUACUCGGCAAAGUUUUGAAAAUGUUUGAAAAAAAAAAACAUUUAUGGCACGAACAUUCUUUGUUGUAUUGCUAUUUUGGUGACUCUCAUUAAUAAAAUGAAAAUAAGUAUAUGGACAGUUACACCUUGCGGGCCAUGCUCAAAAAAGUUGCCUUUUCAGUGGCUCUGACCGCCAUUGUCGUGUAAACAGAUGCCCAAAACGCAAUAAAGUUUUUCAUUUUCAUUUGAAAUUAUAUCGUGUAAACGGAGCCUGAAACAGCAGUGAGGAUGUUGGUAUCUGAAAUCUGGACAGUUUAGUCAGUAAAGUGUGUUUUAUGUUAGCCAAACUGUAAAUAUCUGAAUUUUAAAAAGGGUCAAUAAUUGCACUAAAAUAUUGUUUUUGUUUCAGUAGCAGGGUUGCUUUUUUUCUAAUGGUGCCGGAUUAAAAUGCUAAGUACCUUAAUGUGAUUUCAAAACUCACAAUAAGAAAAAUAUGACUGUUUUGUAGUAGUUUUUGAAUACAUUAUAAAGUGUUAAUCAUUGGUUCUACAGUGAAGCUGUGAACAUUUAGGAUGUGCUUCUAAUAAAAAUGUAUUAACUAUUCAAAUAAAAAAGUAGCUAGCUUGCUAAUGCUAACUUUGUUAGUAUUGAAUUCUUCCACUUUUUGUGCUGAGCUAGGCUGAAUGAAAAUUCACAGACUGAAUAGGUGUAGCUACUGGACACAUGGAGACUUUUUACUGUAUCGCCUUAAAAAUGUCACUUUUCCUUAAAACUCUUUAAAGCUUUGAAUGUUUAAAAUGUUAAAACUAAAUCCAGUAAACCCUGUUUUCUUAGCCGUCACGCGCUGCCUUCCUGUGAAGCAGAUCUUCAUUUUUUCACAAAUAUUUUCAUUCAGACUAACCGACUGUUACUGAGUGUGUGUGUGUGUAAAUAUAAACACAACAUGAUGGUGCUGAAACUUUUUAUCCCUUAUUAAACUCCA